GGUCACUUCCCAACUAACCGGGGUGAAUAUGAAUGUCCGAAAUGCAAGGCCGAAUGACUUAUUGAAUAUGAGGGACUGCAACCUAGACUGUUUGCCUGAAAAUUACCAGAUGAAAUAUUACUUUUAUCACGGCCUAUCUUGGCCCCAACUCUCCUACGUUGCAGAAACUGAUAAUGGAGAGAUAGUUGGCUAUGUCUUGGCUAAAAUGGAAGAAGACCCAGAGGAUGUUCCAUAUGGACACAUUACAUCUCUGGCUGUUAAACGGCCAUACCGACGUCUGGGUAUUGCUCAAACCCUAAUGAAUCUUGCAUCACGAGCCAUGGUAGAGAACUUUCACGCCAGAUAUGUCUCUUUGCACGUUCGGAAAAGCAACAGAGCUGCGCUGACGUUAUACAAGAAGACACUACAAUUUGUAGUUUCAGAUAUCGAACCUAAAUAUUAUGCGGACGGUGAGGAUGCUUAUGCUAUGAAGAGAGAUCUUAAAACAUUGUGGGAUAAGUACGGCCCUGCUGAUGUUCCUUUUAAAGAAACAAAGGGGAAAAAUGCUCAAUAA
Trichobilharzia szidati is the source of this 553-nucleotide messenger RNA. Lineage: Eukaryota; Metazoa; Platyhelminthes; Trematoda; Strigeidida; Schistosomatidae. The record is from the annotation of a GenBank genome assembly.